AUGCAGCCUUAUCAGCAAUUCUCUCCUUCAACGAUACCUUCAUUUAUUUUAGAAAACAACAACAGCAAUGGUUUAAUCAAUUUUCUUGAGACGAUAAUACAAACUUCCGGUGGCUUGGAGAAAGGCUACUCUGACAUAGAAAUACGCGAAGAGAUCAUCGUCAUGACCGUAGCUGGGAAUGACACGUCUGCCGUGGGCGCAUCUUUCACUGCUGUCUUGCUUUCCCGUUACCCUAACGUGCAAGCCAAAGUGCAUCAAGAACUACAAGAGGUUUUCGGAGACUCUGACCGGCCAGUCACGCCAGAAGACUUACCCCAGCUCAAAUACCUGGAAGCUGUCAUCAAGGAGAGCUUGCGUCUGUACCCGCCGGUUCCGAUAGUCGCGAGGGAAGUCCGCAGCGAUGUUGUGCUACGUAAGAUCUCAUCCGGCACAACUUUGGUGGACGGGACAUCCGUCCUGAUCCACAUCUGGGGCACGCACCGUGAUCCGUCGUACUGGGGUGCGGACGCCGAAGUGUUCCGUCCGGAGCGUUUCUUGGAGGGCCCGCUGCAGCACCCCGCCAUGUUCAUACCCUUUAGCUACUCUAUCAGGGGAUGCAUUGGUACAACUUUGGUGGAUGAGACGUCUGUCUCGAUCCACAUCUUGGGCACGCACCGCGACCCGUCUACUGGGAAUAUGAUGCUAGACUCAGGCGGCUUCCACCAGAGACCAAGGCCUGAUACAAGCACUGUUUCAGGUGCCACUUACGCGAUGCUGUCCGCAAAGACGGCGCUGGCCAACCUUCUCCGCCGCUACCGGCUUCUGCCGCCGGCCGGCGCGCUCGCCGAGGACCUGACGCGCCCGCUGCCCGUCAAGUACAACAUCAUGAUGAAGGCUUCGGAUGACUUCCUUGUCAGAGUCGAGGAGAGGAAAAAAUAGAGAGAACUUGUACUUUAUACUAUUCAUGACGAGCCGAUUUCACAGUGACAGCACAGUGUCUUAGUCAUUUAUCGGAUUCGAGCCAUGUAGUAGGUAGCCAAUAUUACUAAUAUACUCGUAUAUAUUACAUUACAGGCCUCGAAGACACUAACAAUAAGGUCAUGAAAAUAUAUUUUUGGAACGUUGGCUUGCAAAGAUGUUUAUGAACUGGACUGUACACUGUACCGCUCAUGGCCCCGGAAAAUGGCCAACGAUUUCAAGAGCAAACAAACUAGACAGGUUUCGGUGUUAGCUCGCUGCGACGUAAACACGAGGAAAUCGAGUCUUAGCGCCUCUUCCAUUCUCUUUCAAGUUCAACUCUGUCCUUUUUAUACUUAUAAGUAAGCUUUUAUUUAAGUUAUAGUAAUGUGUCGUAAACUGUAUACCUUAAACGGUAGUUUUGGUGGGUCCAACGUUAAUUUGUUUAUUGUAUCGGCAAGCAACGAAACAACCCGUCAUUUUUAGGGUUCCGUAGCCAAAUGGCAAAAAACGGAACCCUUAUAGAUUCGUCAUGUCCGUCUGUCUGUCCGAUUCUGUCACAGCCACUUUUUUCCGAAACUAUAAAAGCUAUACUGUUCAAACUUGGUAAGUAGAUGUAUUCUAUGAACCGCAUUAUGAUGUUUACACAAAAAUAGAAAAAAAACAAUAAAUUUUGGGGGUUCCCCAUACUUAGAACUGAAACUCAAAAAAUCUUUUUUCAUCAAACCCAUACGUGUGGGGUAUCUAUGGAUAGGUCUUUAAAAUGAUAUUGAGGUUUCUAAUAUCAUUUUUUUCUAAACUGAAAAGUUUGCGCGAGAGACACUUCCAAAGUGGUAAAAAGUGUGUCCCCCCCCCCCGUAACUUCUAAAAUAACAGAAUGAAAAAUCUGAAAAAAAUA
Molecule: messenger RNA, 1834 nt
Organism: Cydia pomonella (codling moth)
Lineage: Eukaryota; Metazoa; Arthropoda; Insecta; Lepidoptera; Tortricidae
Product: cytochrome P450 4V2-like
Exons: 6
Coding region: 1-918 (305 amino acids)
Molecular function (GO): heme binding; monooxygenase activity; iron ion binding
Source: RefSeq, a predicted model, not a curated record